GUUCCUACAGCUGUGCUGCCUGUAGCUCUUCUUCUUCGCUUUUUUUCUCCUUUUAAACGCUAAAAACGGUCAAACCGAGGUAGACUGGCGUUUCAGCUCCACCGUAGCACGCAGGAAGACGGCAGGACGUCAAAAUAACGAAGUUUGAGUUAAAGUAAUGAAAGAUAAACACGUCCUGCCUUCAUGCUUACUUUCAACAAAGAAGAAGUUAUGGAUAUUCGCGACGGGAAGAAGAGGAGAAAGGUAAGCGGCGGCGGAGGUGGAGGUAUCGGGGUCGGACUGCGGGGUUGCAGGCGGAGCGUGGCCGCGAAGAUGAAGCGGGAGGUGGGGAAAGUGCUUCGCUCUCGCACCCUGGAGGACAACAACCACACUGCGCCCAUGGAGGCGGAGGAGGAGGACGACGACUGCUUCUCCAUCAGUUUUGUCCGAAAUGAGCGCCUGGAGCCCCCCGUGGUGGUCGCCCCUCGGUACAGCCUGCUCCGGGAGGUCGGCAGGGGCAGCUAUGGGGUGGUUUAUGAAGCUAUAGCCCGCAAAACAGGAGCCAGGGUGGCGGUGAAGAGGCUCCAAUGCGAUGCCCCCGAAAAUGUAGAGCUUGCCCUGGCUGAGUUUUGGGCUUUGACGAGCCUGGAGAACCGACACCAGAAUGUGGUCCAACUGGAGGAAUGCGUCCUGCAGAGGAAAGGGAUGGCCCAGAAGAUGAGCCAUGGGAACAUGAGGUCCAAACAGUACCUAAGGCUGGUGGAGACCUCUCUGAAAGGGGAACGCAUCCUUGGCUGCCCCGAGGAGCCGUGCUAUCUCUGGUUCGUCAUGGAGUUCUGCGAGGGUGGAGACCUCAACCAGUACAUCUUGUCCCGCCGCCCCGACCCCCACACCAACCGGAGCUUCAUGCGCCAGCUGACGAGCGCCGUAGCCUUCCUCCACAAAAACAACAUUGUCCACCGUGAUCUGAAACCUGAUAACAUCCUCAUCUCCCAGGCCUCCGGCUCACCCGUUCUCAAAGUGGCUGACUUCGGCCUCAGUAAAGUUUGUGCUGGCAUGAACUCCAAGAACAUGGAAGAUACUCCUACAGGAGGAGCGGGCGGUAAAGGCAGCAACCAGAACAAUAUCGUCAACAUAAAUAAGUUCUGGCUGUCAUCGGCUUGUGGCUCGGACUUCUAUAUGGCCCCAGAGGUGUGGGAGGGGCACUACACAGCCAAGGCCGACAUCUUCGCCCUGGGCAUCAUCAUCUGGGCGAUGCUGGAGCGCAUCACUUUCAUCGAUGCGGAGACCAAGCGUGAACUGCUGGGUACCUACAUCCGGCAGGGCUCAGAGAUUGUACCUGUCGGCGAGGCUCUGCUGGAGAACCCAAAGAUGGUUCUGCACAUCCCGCAGAAGGCCAGAAGCUCCAUGUCCGAGGGCGUGAAGAAACUCCUCAAGGACAUGCUCGCAGUCAACCCUCAGGAUCGGCCAGACGCCUUCCAGCUGGAGGUGCGGAUGGACCAAGUCACGUGUGCAGCGUGACAGCCUCCACGUCCCCCAACCCCCCCUCCCUUUUUUUAACCCAACCAGUGAAAGAAGGGACCCCUUACCUUCCCAGCUUUGUUUACGACGUGGACUCUGACUCCAACUCUGACUCGACGAUGGACAAGAAAAAAGGGACUUUUGACAAACUGAACUGUGAAGACUCCACAAACAUAAUCCAAGCGGGAAAUGAUGAUGAUGAUUCCAAAACUCUGGGACACAAUCUGUAUGCAAACUCAGACCACAGUGUACUUCCAGCACCAUCCGGUUACUUUUCCUGUCACCCACAUGUAACUGAGAGAGGACUGGAUGUGAAACCAGGUUUAUAACAUUUGUUUUUUAUUAUAAAUGUUGAUUUUUGGUUUUCCCCCAUCACAGGCCUGCUCUUCUCUAAAAUAUGGCAUUCACUCUGCCAUGGCACAGGUAAUCUGACUGUACUGAGGCCACAAAAGGAAUGAAAAUGAAGAGCUUCUUUACCCUCCAUUCUCCCCGUACAACAUCGUGCCUUAAAGAUGAUUCACUAAAGUGUGAUCUGGCCUUUAAAAUUGAAUUUUUUUGCGGGAGAGAACUUCAUUCAUGACGCUGAUACUUGCAUUUUUCUGCCUGCAGGAAUCUGCAUUUCAACAAAUGUAUUUCUUGAUUGCAAAGAUGUUGAAACCUGCAAUAAUGUAAAGAAUGUGCAAACUUUGCCCCUAAACGUGAACUCAAAAAGACGAUAUCAUCCACGUUGCUCAUUAUAAGACGAUAUUUUACAAACCUGUGCUGCUCCCUGGAGGCAAAAGCCGAAGAAUGUGAACAUUUCCACGUCAAACUUUGAGAUUAAACACCUUAAGAAGUAGCAGGCCUGUUUAAACUCCAUGUUUUUAUAACCAAACAUCGUCCAGCAGGGAAUUCAAACCGGUUUUAUUGGUCAUAAGUUCGAUCCAAAGAGAACCUGCUGGACUAAAUCUUAUUAUCUUCAUGUGUUUUUUAUCAUCACUGCAUCAGUUGGUGGGUUUUUGGUAACUUUAUAUUGAAUGUUUUUUAUAUAUUGAGGAUGUUGAGUGUGGCAUUUAAGGAAUUUGUGAACUAUGUAUCGCUUUGAGAUAUCGAGUCAGUGGUUAACUUGCAAACGUGUCAUAAGAGAUAUUAAGCGGCGUUUUUUUAACAGCCUGACACCUCAGCAGUAUUGAGCCCUCUGCGGCUGAAUCUUAACUCAUUUUUUGGGGGGACUUUCAGAGCAGAUUUGAAGGUUUGUCAUCUGGAAGUAAUCCCUAAAAUCUCCCAUGGGAUAUCCCUCCUCACUGUCCCUUCCUUCCUUCAUUCCUUCAGCGCUUUAUUGAAGCGCUUCGAGCGCUUUGCAGUGGCACGUAACGCUGUGUAACACACUCAGGCAGUGGAUGAUUGGAGCCGAACGCUGCCCUCUUCAUUGACUGUAUGUAAGAGAUGGAUGCCUCAAGGUUUUCUACCUUUUUAAGCCUCCUUUUUAAACAUUCGAGCAACUUAGUCUUGGUUUUUGAUUACAGAAGAAAAUUUAACUUCUGGUAAGCAAAUCACAAGCCAUCAAAAAGCUUUUCAAUAAGCCUGAUAAUGACUGAGCUGAUGAGCCAAGUUGACUGGCUAGGCUUGGCACGAGCAGCCAAAAACACCUGGAACUUAGUGCAAAAAGGUGCAUAAAUUAUGACUUGAAUUGCACGGCAUAAAUUCCAACAUUAGGCUCGUUUUUCAGGUUCUUGGCUCAUGCUUUGGCUUGCCCUUUUUGCAGGAUUUUUCCAUAAUUUGUGGUAAAUGACAAAAAUUUGGGUGCUAUUUUAGCCUCAAAUAACCUCGAAUGAAGAUUGUAAAAAAAAUGUAUACUUUGUACUCUUGAUACCCCAUUUUUACCGUCAAAAUUGCACAGAAACAUUGGUACAGAAACAUUACCAAUGUUUUUGUGCAAUUUUGAUUUUUUUACUAUUAAAUUACUCAUUAUUUGGUGCAUAGGGAGUGUGUUUUUGAUCAGUUGGUAUCAGAAGAAGCAUUGGUAUGUAUAAGUUUGACUAUCUGGUAGGAUGACACCUCUACUCCAAAAUGAGUGUCAAAACUUUGAAAAAUUCUCCUUUACCAUGUCUUUAAAAAAAUGCUUUCUUUAUUAUUCUAACAAGAGAUAGAAUUUAAAACACUGCAACUUUUAAAAAAAAAGUGUUUGUUUUUAUAACUUAAAAUGAAAGAAGCUGGGAAGAUCGUUCUCUAAAUCACACAAAAAUUAGGUGUACUAAAAACUGAAAUGCUGCACAUGCUUUUUGCUCAGUUAGGCAUUUUGCAGAAGUUUGCAUGCAAUCUUUACUGAUUAGAAACAAGAAAUUGAAAUAUUGAGUGUCCAGGACCUGCAUUCAUGUUGCUGAGGUAAAAAAAAAGGGAUUUAAACUGUCUGAUGUUUUUUUGUUGCAUCAGAAUAAAAAUUAGCCUGUAAAUUAUCCUUACUAAAUCACAAAAGCAUGCCCUGUUUUAUCGUCUACUUUCCUUUAAAAGGGACCAUGAUUUAUAAAAAACGUUUACAACAUGAGGCUGUGAGAUACGGCCUUGGCUUCACUUCUCAAACCAGGAUGGUACGUCCACGUCUUAUAUACAGUCUUUGCUCUGUAGAUGUAAAUUGAUCACUACAUGUCGUGUGAUUUACAGGUCAGACAGUACUUGAACUAAACUUAAAUUUCCAGGAAAAGAAAAAAGAACAAACCGUGGUUCAGACACACAGUGAGUAGUUAAAGACUCCCCGCUGUAGUUUCAGGUUCACUCUCACAGUAGCAGUAGUCAACAUUGAGCCGUUUUUGUUUUGUGGUCCUACCUCAUUCUAAGCACUCUGAUUUAGCUGAUCUACCUUUACAGCUCCUAUCAGCAGCCUAGUUUCAGUUUCUCAUAGUUUUACCUCUGCAGUCUCUAAUCAAACUCUGACUAACUUCUGUGUGGUGUUUCUUUUUUUUUUUUAGCAGAGCUUGUCUUGGAUUUAUUUGACAGCUACAGCCCCCGUGAGGUUAAAGUAGAUCUGAUGGUGUCUAAAAAGUCAUGUUUGUCUAAAGAAUUGAGGCUGAUACCAUUUAGACAUCCUGCAAGUACUUUGUGUUAAACAUGAAGAUUUGAUCCCCAAAAGCCUGCAGUGUGAUUGAUCUGUGCCGUGGUAUCGCUGCGUCUGAUGGUGCACAUCUUGGCCCACUGGAUCAGUUUCUAAAAGGACAGCUCAGCUGGAUCAUGAGUUCACACAGGAAUAAAGAGGCCACUGUUUCCUGUUUGUUUGCUUCCUUUUUUGUCAUAAUGUUACUGAGAAAUACGAUUAACAGCGUGCACAUGCUGCUUCAUUUUUAAAUUGAUCAGAUAAUCAUUGCAUCACUGUGUCAGACUUGAUGUUUGGGGUCGAUCUUUGCGGUUCAGCUUGAUGCAUGCAGGAAGCAGCCCUGUCAAACGUAGACUUUGCAUGCAACUCAAGCAGAAGAAAGUGGAAUGGCGCUUCAAGCACGUGCAGGAGAGAGAUUGCGGUGCAUGCUGUGGAAACACAAAUUUUAGGACUGGCAUUUCAGCCGUCUUUACUCCUUGUGACACUGAUACUUAAGCCAGGAUAACGUGUUCCUGUCAGUCAAUUUACAGAAAGUUUCACCUCAUUUUCAGCUUUCUCUUGAUCCCAUUUUCACCUCUUUGAUGCCUCUGUUGCUUCCUACAGAUCAGGGAUCACUUCGUCUCCCGUUCACACCUCCACAGCUUUUAAAUUUUUAAGGGGCUUAAAUCCCCGGCUUUAACGGGGCUGUAAACUGGGCUUCUGAUCCUGAAUCGUGCACUCAAUCUUCUGGGAAUUGCAGGCCAAGAUGCAGACAUAAUGCACUAAUGAAAAGUGCACAUUUGAAGGCACCAGUGGGCCACAAAAAUUCUCCCACUUUCACGGACCCUGCUUCUCAUCACCUGGUAUCAGAACUGGUAUCCAAACUAGAUAGAAACCCUAAAGGUCAGCCUUUAUUUCUAGGUUUACUUAACUUACUGAUGCCGCCAUGGGCGCUGUAGCUGCUGACUGCCAACACGAGCCAUGCUGUCAGUAAAACAUGAAGGUUUUCAGUUUUUAGGAUGAUCUUUUUCCGGUGUAAAUCUGAGAUUUACUCUCUGGGAUGUAGAACAUGUGACCUGCUCUGCAGCGUUGAUAAUACUCUCGUGUCGUGAAGUGUAAAACUUAGCAUGGUUAAAGACUGUAAAUGGCAUUGCUGUGGUUGAUAGUGCAUAUGCUAACUGAGGAUCUUUAUAUUAACCCUUUUAACCUGCUGUCACUAUUUCCUUCUGUUUCAGUUCUUCAGACUAGUAACAAACCCACUUGAAAUCACUUUACACUAUGCAAAAUGUGUCACUGCCUCACUGUAAACACCGUACAGAGCCACACCGUUCUCGGAUCAAUUGUGUAUAAUAUCUCUGUUCUUUUAGUGCUUCAUAUUUCCAGUGUGUUCAUAAAUGAUGUUGUGUAAAAUAAUGACGCUGACUGGAGCCAUUAGAUGUUUGAGAAAGCAUCGUGUUUUUGCUGUAAAUAUGUUUGACAAUUUUUCUUGGAAUAAAUGAUCAAAAAUA
Cheilinus undulatus (humphead wrasse) is the source of this 6054-nucleotide messenger RNA. RefSeq names its product serine/threonine kinase 35 (gene stk35). The record is from RefSeq and is a predicted model, not a curated record. The transcript has 3 exons. Gene Ontology annotation, biological process: peptidyl-serine phosphorylation; axon extension; autophagy. Bases 184 to 1500 code for a protein of 438 amino acids. NCBI's taxonomy places the organism in Eukaryota, Metazoa, Chordata, Actinopteri, Labriformes, Labridae. Gene Ontology annotation, cellular component: autophagosome; cytoplasm. Gene Ontology annotation, molecular function: ATP binding; protein serine/threonine kinase activity.